Messenger RNA from Coregonus sp. 'balchen', 1955 nucleotides. NCBI's taxonomy places the organism in Eukaryota, Metazoa, Chordata, Actinopteri, Salmoniformes, Salmonidae. The record is from the annotation of a GenBank genome assembly.
AUGUUUCAGGAGGAGUAUGUCGGAGAAAUAAAAGGUGGGCUGCGGCCCACGAUGAGACUGGUUGUCAUGGGAAUUGUUAACAAGAAGCCCCAGAGGUUGGUAGACAGACACCUGUUUUAAAUGUCUCUUCUGUAGCCUAAGGAAAUGAAUUGUUAAUUUACCGUUUUGAAUCUGAGCGUGUCGCGAGUGAAUGAAUGGACUGUCUGCAUUUGACAUUUGCAAGUCCACGGCCAAGGCAGACACAGAGACAAUGGGAGGAUUGUGCAGCGCAACACACCGUGUAGUUGAGUUGAGAUCAGGAGGGACUGAAGCUGCUGCUACAUCGAGAUGCUAUAGCUCCGGGCAAUGCAAUUUCACAAUACUGCAAGAGAAAGUAAAUAUCCAGAGUGCAAAUUGUAGAAUAUAAUUCCUUAUGAGCAUUUGAGCUUUCUGAUUUAGCAACCAUUCACAGCAUUUUUCACUCUCUUUCUUCACUCUCUUUCUUUGCUCUCUUUGUAGUCUUAAAUAUUUGUCUAAUUGACUGAUGCAUUGUUUAAUUCAAUACGUGGAACAUUUUCAGAACCCAUGAAGGGUUUGGUGAGCUUGACUUCUGCUAGCAGCAGCUCUGUGGGGAGAUAAGAUCAAUAUCCCCUUAUUUGGCCUUUUACCAUUUAUAAAUAAAAAAAAUCAGUGAAGAAGAAUAUAAAGCAAUCUCAGUUCUAAUGUGUGAAUUUUAAAGUCACUAAAGUGUUUGUCCUUUGUGCCUGCCCUAAAUACUUGACUCUUGAAGUUAUUCAGCCCAUCGUUGCUUCCAUCCCUCUCCUCGCCCCUACCUGGGCUUGAACCUGGGACCCUCUGCACACAUCGACAACAGUCACCCUCGAAGCACCGUUACCCGUCACUCCACAAAAGCCGCGGCCCUUUGCAGAGCAAGGAAGAAACAACUACUUCAAGGUCCCAGAGCGAGUGACGUCACCGAUUGAAAUGCUACUAGCGCUCACCGCUAACUAGCUAGCCAUUUCAUACCGGUUAAACUAGCUAAUAACGGUAGCCUGGUACUGUACUCACAGCUUGUGGUGACGUCAAAUAGCCAGAGGAUGUCACCACUGUAUCUCUGUAGCUGUAUAUUUUUUUGUUGCCGUUUUUUAAAUCUCAAUAUCAAAUCAUUUCUGGUUAUGAAGUACCUUACUGUGAUUGUUUUCUUUGCAAAGAGCCAUUUCUCAAGCAAGAAUUUUGCUACGACUGUCUGGGAGUGGUCUGAGUGGGGAGGGGAAAACUGAACUAGAUGUUAUUGGCAGAGAGGUUUGGAACUCUCUUUCUUAUUGGUCUAUUAACUAAUUUACUGUGGUGAUGUCACCAUGGAAGGCCAAAACUCCAUCCCACCAAAACAGGCUGAAAUUUCAGGCGGUCUUUUAAAACAGCUCUUACACUAAAAAGGCAUUAUUUUAUAUAAUUUUCACAAUUUCGCAGUAUUAUUCCAACCUCAGAGUGUGUAGCUCAGUUGAUAGAGCAUGGCGCUUGCAACGCCAGGGUUGUGUGUUCGAUUCCCACGGGGGACCAGUAUGGAGAAAAAAAAAUGGAUGCACUCACUAACUGUAAGUCGCUCUGGAUAAGAGCGUCUGCUAAAUGACUAAAAUAUAUAAAUGUAAAACACAGGAAAUUCACAUUUUUUGACUGCCCUGGGCAUUUAAAUCAACAACGUUUGGAUUGUUUGCUUGCAUUUUGCAUCUGCACCAUUGCAGCAAUCACUGACCUCACUGUUUAUUCUGCCCAGCAUGGUGGUGUCCCUGUCCAGUGAUCCGGUGGAAGAGGACUUUGAGGGAGACGUGGGUUUGCAGGUAAAGGUCAACUUCCUGGAUAAGGCUGUGCAGAGGAACGCUCGUCUGGCUGGGAGCUGGGGGACAUCAGAGAACACCCUGGCAUACUUCCCCUUCACUGCUGGGGAGCCCUUCAAGGUAUGGAGCCUACAAUCAUAG